Aspergillus ibericus CBS 121593 is the source of this 1521-nucleotide messenger RNA. Its product is annotated as MFS general substrate transporter. Bases 1 to 1521 code for a protein of 506 amino acids. Gene Ontology annotation, molecular function: dipeptide transmembrane transporter activity; allantoate transmembrane transporter activity. Gene Ontology annotation, cellular component: plasma membrane. The transcript has 7 exons. The record is from RefSeq and is a predicted model, not a curated record. Gene Ontology annotation, biological process: allantoate transport; transmembrane transport; dipeptide transport. NCBI's taxonomy places the organism in Eukaryota, Fungi, Ascomycota, Eurotiomycetes, Eurotiales, Aspergillaceae.
AUGGAAAAGCCACAUACAAACCCACCUUCCGAGACACCAGAGCUAGACGAUCUAAAACUGAAAGAAGAAGCCACAUUAGCCCGAGAUGUCGGAAUUGGUCAGGUGUUGGAGGUGGAGGCCACGCCAGAGCAGGAGCGGAAGGUCUUGCGGAAGCUAGAUAUGAUAUUGAUUCCCUUGAUGGGAGUGUGUUAUAUGAUGCAAUACAUGGACAAGCUGGCUCUAAGCCAGGCGACCAUGUUUAACCUGCGACAAGACCUGCACCUCGAAGGUCAGGAAUAUACCUGGACGUCCGCCGUCUUUUACUUUGGAUACUUUGCCUGGAGCUGGCCCAGUUCGUACCUCAUCGUCCGGCUGCCCAUUGGCAAGUAUAUUAGUGUCUCAGUGCUACUAUGGGGAGGCGUCCUAAUGUGCCACGCGGCAGCAAAGAAUUUUGGGGGCCUGGUUGCUGCGAGAUUCUUCCUUGGUGUCGGUGAAGCUGCCAUUGCCCCUGGCUUCUCGCUCAUCACCGGGAUGUUCUAUAAACGAGAAGAACAGCCAGCACGCCAAUCCGCCUGGUUCUUGGGCAACUGUAUCUCGACCGUCAUUGGCGGCGUCGUCGCAUAUGGUAUCGGUAGCAUCGAAACACACGCCAUCGCCAGCUGGCAGCUCCUCUUCCUCUUCCUGGGUGCCAUCACCGCAUUCAUUUCGUUCUUCCUCGUUGUCCUUCUCCCCGACUCUCCCAAGAAAACCAUCUUCCUCACCAAGACCGAACGCGCCAUCGCUGUACAACGAACCCUCGCAAACAAAACCGGUGUCAUGGACGAAGGAUCCUUCCGAUGGGACCAAGCCUGGCUCGCCGUCCGAGACCCCCAAACCUGGUUCCUAGUGCUGUACACCUUUUCCGUCAACCUCUGCAACGGCGGCAUCACCAGCUUCUCUUCCAUCAUCAUCAACGGCUUCGGCUUCUCUGAAGUCCGCUCACUACUCAUGCAAAUGCCCCUCGGCGCCGCACAGGUCGUCUUCCUCCUCCUAACCGCCGGCCUCGCCACGCUCAUCCCCAACACGCGGAUCCUGAUGAUGAUCCUCAACACCAUCGUGUCCAUGAUCGGCAUGAUCCUCGUCUGGAAACUCGACGAAGAUAACCGCAAAGGCCGACUCACGGGCCUCGCCCUCGGCGCCGUCUUCGCCGUCAAUAUCCCCCUGUCAUUGAGUAUCAUCAGCUCCAAUGUAGCGGGGUUCACGAAGCGAAGCACCACCAGCGCGUUACUGUUUGUGGCGUACUGUGUCGGGAAUAUUGUUGGGCCGCAGUUCUUUUAUUCGUCCGAGGAGCCUUAUUAUCCGACAGGCAUGAAAGCGGCCAUCUCGGGGCUAGCGUUGGGGGCGUUCUUCCUGGUGUGUCUGCUGGCAUAUUAUGUGUGGGAGAAUAAGCGCCGGGAUCGGGUGUAUGGGUUGCCGGCGCAGAUGACGGAGAGUCAGGAGUUGGCGUUGGGGUUGUCGAGUAAGACGGACCUGGAGAUAGAGGACUUUCGAUAUGUUUUGUAA